Molecule: messenger RNA, 477 nt
Organism: Emiliania huxleyi CCMP1516
Lineage: Eukaryota; Haptophyta; Isochrysidales; Noelaerhabdaceae
Exons: 1
Coding region: 1-477 (158 amino acids)
Cellular component (GO): cytoskeleton
Molecular function (GO): actin filament binding
Source: RefSeq, a predicted model, not a curated record
AUGCCGCACGCGACCGCGCUGACAGUACUGACCGACAACCAGCUGCCAAUGGUCCACCAGAACUGCCUCAAGUUCUUUGGCGAGGUCGCCUCGUACGACCGGUACCACGGCCUGGUGCACGACGGCGACGAGGCCUCGCGCAUCGUCGACGCCUUCGGCUCGGCGCGCUGCCUGAUGAUGGCCAACCACGGCGUGAUCGUCACGGGCGAGACGGCGGCGGAGGCCUUCGACUCGCUCUACUACCUCGAGCAAGCGGCUAAGCUCGUCACGAUCGCCAUGUCGACGGGCCGGCCGCUCCGCCCGAUCGACCCGGCCGUCUGCGCGGCGACGGCCGUGGCGAUGCGCGACGAGCGGCCGCUCUACGCGCGACGGCACUUUGACGCGCUGCGCCGCACCAUGCUGCGCGGCCAGGACUACGGGCAGUGCGAGGGCGAGGACCUUGACGCGUCGCGGCACGCGCCCAGCCCGUACUCGUGA